Lethenteron reissneri (Far Eastern brook lamprey) is the source of this 10977-nucleotide messenger RNA. Its product is annotated as RNA-binding protein RO60-like. Gene Ontology annotation, molecular function: RNA binding. Gene Ontology annotation, cellular component: ribonucleoprotein complex. The record is from RefSeq and is a predicted model, not a curated record. Lineage: Eukaryota; Metazoa; Chordata; Hyperoartia; Petromyzontiformes; Petromyzontidae.
CCGUCGUUAGCGGCUGAGCGCGGUUCGAAUCCUGGCUCCGGAGGCAGCCGCAUGGAUCCCGCACGUUCUUCCUGCCCCGUGAGCUGGGGAGUGAGCGGCCUCACUCGCCUGCGCCGCUUCCUCUGCUUUGGCUCGGAGGGCAGCGUUUACCGUGCGCGCGUGGAUCCACCAACUAAGGAGCACGCUCAGGCUCUGCUGCUGCUGCACCUCGUCGAGAGCGGGCAGGGCGAGGCGGCCGUCCGGGAGAUCGUCUCAGCCGCCGCCGUCGGGUCCCCGGUCAACGCCGACGCCGCCGCUCUGGCCCUCGCCGUCUGUUCCUCCUGCGCCGGCCCCGACGGCGCCGAAGAGACCGUCGCGGCAAAUCCGGCGGACCGGCCGGCGCCGAACGCCGGCACGGAGGAGGCAACCCCGGGGUGGGGAGAAGGGGGAGCCGGCGCUGCCGGAGAGCGGAGCCGAGAGGACCGGGAGCCGGGACCCGCGGAGAGGACUCGGCGGGCGGCAUUUGCGGCUCUGCCGGACGUGUGCCGCACCCCGGCACAACUCUUCUUGUUCGUGAAGUGCCGCGACGAGAUUGCCAAAGGUCGGGCAGGCGGUGGAGGCGGCAGGGGUGCCGUGGGCCGCUGGGGCCGCGCCCAGCGCCGCGCCGUGUCCCGCUGGUACCACGGCCAGACGGGCCGCUCGCUCGUCGGCGCCGUCACCGCGUGCCGGGCGCGCUGCGGCUACGCGCACCGCGACCUGCUGCGUCUGGCGCAUGUCAAGCCGUCCACGCCCGCCGUGCAGCUGGUGGCGAAGUACGUCACGCGCGGCUGGAAGGCGACCAGGGAGGCCUACGCGCACGUCGCCAGCGCGGACAACGACCGCUGCCCCCCGGGGGUCGACGAUGGCUGUGAGAAAGUCGCGGACGGUGCCGGCGCCGGCGGCGGAGGCGGAAGCGGCGCUCGCGCCCAGCGGCGGCGGCAGCUGGAGGAGGAGCGGGAGAAGGAGGAGCGGGAGGAUGGUGGCGGGGAGAGGCCGAGCGACGGCUUGGGCCCGGCGGCGGUGGCAGGAGACGGAGCGUGGGCGCCCGGCCAUGGACACGAGGAGCUGCGCGCGAUGCUGCGCUACCUGAGCGCCGUGGAACGCGUGCGCAGGGCCAGCGACUGCGGAGAGGUGGAGGUGCUGGUGGCCGAGCACGGCCUGGUGUGGCAGCAUCUGCUUACCCAGCAUCUCAAGUCACCGCAGGUGUGGUUGGCGCUGCUGAAGGAGAUGCCGGUGUCGGCCAUGCUGAGGAGCCUGGGCAAGAUGGCCGCGCUGGACCUGCUGGCUCCCGAGAGCGCCGGUGCGGCGCUCGUGUGCCAGAGGCUUGCGGAGACCGACGAGCUGCGCGAGGCCCGCGUGCACCCACUCCACGUAUUGGUGGCAUUGAGGACCUACGAGCGUGGCCAAGCGGGCACAGGGCGGCUCAAGUGGAGGCCCAACCCGGCGGUGCUGCAGGCCCUGGACGCCACCUUCUACUCCUCCAUGCAGGUUGUGCAGCCGACGGGCAAGCGCUUCCUGCUGGCGGUGGACGUGAGCAUCUCGAUGUGCGGCGGCGUCCUGGGCACCCCGGUGCUCAUGGCCAAGACCCUGGCGGCCGCUCUGAGCCUGGUGAUCGUCAACACGGAGCAGAGCGCCACCGUGCUGGCGUUCUCGCAGACGCUCCUCCCCCUGCCCAUCGACCCCUCCCUACGGCUCGACCAGGUGCUGAGGAUCAUGGACCAGGUCCCGCGUGGCGCGACGGACUGCGCACAGCUCCUGGCGUGGGCACGUGACACGGGGACGCCGGUCGACGUCUUCCUGGUUCUCACCGACAGGAAGGCCGCCUGGGGAGCCGUCCACCCGACCGUCGCCCUGCAGGAAUACCGCAAGGAGACGGGGCUGGCAUCGCGGCUGGUCGUGUGCACCCUCACCCGCGACGUGGCGGUGGCCGCCGCCGGCGACGCCGACGACGCCGGCGUGCUUCACGUGUGCGGCUUCGACGCGGCCGCCCUGGACGUGAUCAACGCGUUCGCCUGCGGCAGAUUCUGAGAAUCGAUUCUGGAAAUCGGUCGCCAACGCCAACCCAGAGCUCAACGCCUACCCAUCCACCCACUCCGCCAAACCUGGGGUUCAUUCAAGAUCAACAUUCAAAGCCAUUUAUGUGACCACCACACCUUGCAACAAAUGCUUUCUACCCACUGCUUCUGCACAGUACACGCAGAGCGACCUCCCAAGCUCUGCACUUAACAGUGUCCUGGAAUACAUUUGAAGACUCUAAGUGACCCACACUCUCACACAGACACCCACAAACUCGCAUAGCGACCCGCAGUCUCACACCAAGACCUACAGACUCACACAGAGAGCCACAGACUCAUCGAGAACUACAGACUCGCACAAAGACCCACAUACUCACAUCGAGACCCACAGACUUACACAGAGACCCACAGACUCACACCGAGACCCACAGACUUACACAGACUUACACCGAGACCCACACAUGCUGACACAGAAAACCACAGACUCAUCGAGACCCACAGACUCACACAGAGACCCAUAGAUCUGCACCUGACAAGAGUAUCCCACCACUUGCUUUUCGGUGUUUUCCUCCCCCAGGUCACCGGACUCGUGGAGACCCCUCCAUCGCAGGUCACGGUAAUCGGCCCUCUAACAUCCUGCACGCAUGUCCUGCAGCGCAACCUUCACCUUCCUGCUUCCCAUCUGCACCACUUACCUGCCAUGUUCUCUUGCGGACGUGUGCAUUGCCUUUCCUGUCUUGUCACUAACUUCACAGCAGAUGUCUUGGGCACACGUGCUUAUAUGUCAGCGAAUUCCUUUCCAGCUGCUGAGUGUCCAGCUCCCGGAUCCAAAGUGGUUUCCGUAGCCUAUGAAACGCCCGCCCAGCCAUCCCUAAAGUGUGGCCAUCCCGAACCUAAUUAGGACGGAGCCCGUUUGCAGCCCUCUCUGUUUUCAAUGCUUCCUAUUGGGUCUCCGUUCCGCUGAGCAGCAUGUUGGGAUGGCCACAUUUUUCCAACUUGUAGAUGUGGGUGGCCUAACGAGUGUUCAGGGGUGUCGCACAUUCAGCCCUUGAGUUGGCGGUCUGGACAACGCUGAGAGCGUUGCUCAUUCAAUGCGGCUGUUACAUUAAUGGGAGGUGCACGCAAGGCAUGAUGGGAUUUGUGCUUGCACCGUGGAGGUUUAGUGGGACUGGACUCGUACGCUACCGCACGCGCGUGUGUGUAGGCACGUGUCUGCGCAUGUGUGUGUGCGUGUGUGUGUGUGGACGCGUUUGUGUGCAGUUGUGUUGACUUGGCCCAGAUUGCCACAAUUAUAAUUUUGACAGUGCAUGAAACGUUUGCGGACAACGUGUAGUUGGAUCAGCAUUUCUGUGCUAAAAAAGAAAAAGCACUUGCAACUUUUUACUGGUGGCUACACCACAGGAAGGAGAGUAGAGUCAAGGAGGGUUCAACAGAGUAGAGAAGAGGGAGGAGGGAGAGGUUGCAUCAGCGCCUGGACGCUGCCACUGCUGCUGUGCAUAGGAGUGGAGUCUGUUUUCACAGUGGGCGGUGGAGGGUAUGGGGGGGGGUCAGAGUGGGGGGUGGCCACACGGACGUCACGUGUGGUUUAUAUCGUUUGUACGCCCAUGACGAACAUUUUGUAAUGGUAACGAUUUAUGGCCAUCAACCGGGAGCGAUUCGCUUGAUUUGUCACGAAUCGAGGGGGAAGGGGUCGCGCUUCAAUCGAAUUAUUUUGUUUCUCCCGGUCAUGGUGGUGAGCGAAGCCGGCCGCCUCCCGUGGCCGCGAGGUUGAUGCGAACUGGUCGCCUGCAACAAGCAGACCCAUCAGGACUCCGGUGCGCCACGCUGUCGCGAAGCGCAAGAAUCGAUGCGUGACUUUGACGGAUAGGCGCGCCUUUUGUGCGUCCUGCCGAACACUAUCUGAAGCGUUCGUUCGCUGACAACUUCAGUUUGUAUCGAAGCUAUUGUGAACGUCUGAAAAAUAAGAAUAGUUUACCCUUUCAGGCAAUAAAAUCAGGUGUCCAGAUGUUCAAACACAAAAUAGAUUAACCACAAAUACUUGUGGUCAGUCAGUUUCAAAAACAAUGCAGAAAUUAUCGGAUGAUGUUUGUUUGCAUGUUCACCACAACCGAAAUGCGAUGGGGAUCAUCGCUGCCGGCUCACCUGACAGGCACUCGCUUCCCUGUGGCUUCUGUUGGCCAAGUGUCACUUCAAUCGCUCCCCGUUCCUCAUUCAAGACACUGCUCCCCUAACUGGGACUGAGCUGAGUUCUCAAGUGGGCACCCCUCCUCCCCCUUCACCGGUGUUUCGUCGAUGAGCCCACGACACCUCAGGGGGGGCUCGAUGGCAGAACCAGCGUCCUGGAACUUGCCCCUCGAUCCGCCCCUCCGCUCAGCCCUGCCCCUCCCUGCUGCCUGUUUGGCUCUGCCACCGCUCGUUCCUCUUGAGCCAGAUCCAACGGGUUGCCGCUUCAGCCUGCUUGCCGACGUCGGCCACCGACUCCUUCCUUGCCACCCCUUCGAUGCCGAGCAGCACCCAGGGCCCUCCGCAGUGUUUGUCCUGCCAAGCCCCCUGCAGCUGAGCUCGACUGGUAGAUUCCAUGCUCUCCGUCCAUCCUGCUGGCUCUCAAGGAUGAGGCACUGAUAUUUCCUGAGCCUCCGCUCAUGGGGAUUCCUCGAUCCUCUCCCCCUAGGGCACUGUGAGCUUGAUGAGGACCACCUGCUUGGUUCCUCGAGACCAAAGGACGAUGUCCAGUCUGAGGCUUGUGCUGGCUAUCACCUCUGGGAACCAAUGUUGCUUCCGGCGGUCUGCCAACAUCUCCCAGUCACCUGCUGUAGCAAGGAGCCUCUCUCCUGACCUGAGUGGAUGAAACAGGGGCCCUGGGUUAGUUGGCUUGGCUAUCUACCUGCUUCUCCAGUCCCGCGGCCAGCUGAGUGAGGAUUUGGUCAUGUCGCCACCUGAACUUUGCAUCUGCCAGACCUGCUUGGCAGGAGGAGAGCCACGUGUUCCAGGCUGGCUGGCCUUCCUCCAGCCCCCACGUGUGGAGAUUUGUUGGUGUGGGCAACACAUCAUACACAGAGCAGGGCAGAAACAUAAUCCGCUACCCUUCCAUGUUCCCGAUGUCUUGCUCGGUCUGUGCCCUCUCUCGUACGCUCUCCUGGCGUGUCCAGCUGCCAUUUUCUUUCACGGCUACAGCUUCGUCAGCGUGUCGGACCUCUCUCUGCACUAUGCCACGGCGCUCUUUUGGAUCCGCUUUGUUCCAGCUUCACCUGGUCGUACAUCCCCGGCCCAGCCUGCCUCCUCGAUUCACCGACCCGACAAUGUCCGCGCGUUGCGGCCAUUCCUCCGCCUCCCCGAGCGCUCUGCUGGCUGGACCACUUGCGAACCGUUCUUACUCGGAUCUCUUGCCUGGCGAACGUUAUCGUGCAUGAUGUCCCCCGCAGCAUCGUGGCCUUACGAGCUUUCGUUGCCUUGUACAGGCCGAUGGAGCGGAAGCUUCUUGGGAGCGCCGUCCAUCUCCCGAGGAAGUUGUUGGUUGUCCUCUCUAGAGCCUCCAGAAGGGUUGACAGAGGUAUCUCCAUAGAUAGGCAGCGGGCAGCAGAGGAGUCCCCCGUGUUGGUAGCCCCAGGCCGUAAACUUGCCAGGUAGGCCACUCUUCUCCAGAGAUGUCAUCCAAGUGUUGGCUUGCAAGAGCGUCUCCUUCAAACUCUUCUUGUCGUUGAGCUCGGCCCUGUGCCACCUCUUCACAGGCUUCUUGACGGUGAGGGAUGGUCUCUUCUCCGAUCUUAAAUCGGUACCUUUCCUGGACAAGUGCCGUUUUCAGGACUAGGCUUCUGGACUUGGCAGGCUUGAAUCCCAUUCUGGCCGAUUUGGUGAGCUCUACCGGAUCUUCCGGACUCCAUUUGCCUUCCGUGUGUGGUCAAUGCAGUCUUGAUUCCUUACAAACGGCAUCUAUUUGGUUUUUUGAGCAUCUUCACACCACCUGUUUUAUUGCCAGAAAGGUUAAAGCAUAAUUUUAUUUGUCAUACUUCGACACUGGCAAAAGAGGUCCCCCAUGAUAUCUCUGUUGUCAUUGUCGGAGGAGGGAGAUGACCACUACGCUGUGUUUUAAUCGCCGUCUCGGGAGUGCUGGCCCACUCUGCCCGUUUGUCAUUACAUUGCUGCACAAGGGGGGGGGGGCCUUCCCCCGCACCUUGCGGGCCACAUGUGAGAUUUUGAUCAUACUUCACGCUGGUCAAUGCAGGUCGGUGAAGGUUUUAGUGGGAGUGCGGGACGCGCGACAGAUUUUCUGCGCUGCCUUCCCGCUAACCACAACGCCUAUAACGCCUGUUAUGCAUGGCGAUAACCCAUCCAAGCACUGUCCAAGCUCGACGCUGCUUAGCUUGGAAUCACCGUAUCGGGUGCAUUCCGGGUGGUCUGGUCCUAGGCUCCCCAUUCCUCCUAUCACAUUUCUAAAAGCUCUUUUACAUUCAUAUUGCAGUAAUUGUACACUACAUGAGUGAUGUUGCAGCUAUGGGGCCAGCUCAUGUUGACGGUAUGUGUGAGGCAUGGCCCACAUUUAUAGCCGUGGUGUUAUCGUGUCCAGUAGUAGUGAUGUUAUGUCACUGCCAUCGGGGCAGUUCCCAGAGCAGUGGUUCUUAACAUUUACUGCAGCCUUGCACCCCCUUUGUUUCUGAAUCGUAAAAAGAAUUGUGAGGAAAUUCAUAGGGUUUGACGAAACAAAGGAAUAUUCUUGGUUCUUCCGGUAAAGUGCGUGUUCUCCCCGUGGUCGCGUGGAUUUAUGUCCGGGUCCUCCGUGUUUUCCCCUCUACAUUUAGAAUCAAUGUCACUAUGCGUUUAGAGUUAUUCGGCUGCUAUUAUAUUUUUCCCGCGAGCUAAGCCGCUUCAUUGGGCUAUCAAUUGUGAUGGUCAGGUUUGCUUCAUAAAAAUAAUUACAUAUCUCAGUGGGCCUUACCUGGUAGAUAGAAAAUGUGUUUAGAUCGGUAAAAAAAGUAAAAAAAAAAUUUAGUUUUUAGUUUCGGUUCAUGAAACGGUACUACUUUCUGAGAAGUCAGCAGUGGCUGCUCUUUGGAGAGACUUGCUCUUGCCAUAGAAAUGUAGAAUUUCCACCAUUGGCCCAAUUGAUAUGAGCACCUUCACACUAUUCACCUGCUCCUGUUUUGGAGACACCUCGAAUAUUUAUAAAGAGUGUCCUGCAAGAGGUCAGGUGUGUGAUGACGACGAUGAUGAUGGUGAUGAUGGUAGUCAUUGCGUUCCCAUCUGGAGUGGCGAUGUCACUAUCCCAUGGAAAAAAAAAAUGUGCUCGGCUCGUGGUGGAAUUUCGCUGUUUUAUUUCAAGCGAAGGUGCUAGAAACGUCGUGAUCAGGGGCUACACCAGCAAGGUACAGAUGGUUGCCUGCCACUGGUUUAACGCUUGGAAGCUCAAUGGACAACGCACUACGGGGGUCGCCGGUUAGUCAAUGCCGUUUCCUGCUGCCGCUGUCCGCCCAGCAGUGUAAGCGGAUCCACCACAGUUAUGCCUUGUGAUCGGAAGGUUGCGUUUUGGUGGGGUCAAGCCGUGGUUGCCCUCACCUCUUCCAGCACGUCUGGGGCAGCGUGGAACCGUAGGCCAACUCCCACCGUGGAGCUCCUGCUGGUGGGAGCCCAUCCGCCAGCAGGGGCGAGAGCUAGACGCUCCAGGGCUGCGCCUCUACCUGUUGGCACGUGCGCGUGCGUACGCUGACCAUCUUCCGCACAGUACGUCGCUAACCGUGCUAAUCGGAGGUGCGGGGGAGGGGGGGAGGAAUGACAACAAACUAAACACACGAAAAUCAGUUCUUCAGAAAUUUAAUUACUUUACAAUCUAGAUUUUUGUUUUUAAAUCCGUUGCGGUGUCGGGGUUUUUACGAGUUGUCGUGCUCUCUGGCAGCACACGGAUUUAGACAUUUUUCCCGCCGCCUCGUUCCGCUUUGGGGCGCGCAAGGUUCACCGUGGACGGGAGGCCGUGGGCGCCGUGGCUCUCACGAACCUCUCUGGGCAGGAGUUGACGUCUCUCUCGCCAGUCUCCGCGCCAACGCAUGGGAGUGGGUGAAUGUGCCCAGUUUCGAAUUUGCCGGCAAUGUAACGGCGUUUGACCCGGUGGGAGGCGCGUGGUCUUACGUGAGUUUGAAAGCCAAUCGAAACCAAAAAAACAUUAAUUCCACGCGCAUGACCAGGAAGUGGAAUGCUGUAAUUACGUUGUUAUUUUUUUUGGCCCACACUUGAAGUCUUGAAGACUUGAGUCUGUUUCUGGGAGGGUUCUACUUUUGGUGAUGUCUUGGCCAGUAUGACUUGUACGUGAUUAACUAUGGGGGAGGGGGAACCAGAGAACGCGGAGAAAACCCCGCGCAGAACAGGGGAGAGAUUUUGGAACUUUUGCGCGAAGGAACGGUUUGCCCCAAGUCGGGAAUCGAACCCAGGCCCUUCAUGCAGUGAGGCACGAGCAUAUGCCACGCCACCCUGCUACCCGACAAAUUCGCUCGUGGUUCUUUUUUUUCCUUCAUUUAGGAUUGCGGUGAAUGAGUAGGAGCUGCGUCGUUCCGUACGCGAACUCAGCGUGCACCGUCCUGGAAGAUCGGUGAGAUGAUUUUCAACCUCUUUGUUAAUCCACUGCUGGAUGAAGGCCUCCCAGUGCAGCUUCGGUCGCGGGGAUUGUUUGACCAUACUUCACCAUGCUGGUUAGUACGAGUUGGUGAAGAGAAAUUCAUAUUCUGUCCCCCCCCCACUCCACAACUGAUGUUUGCAAUGGUUGGGAAUGAAACUCCGGUCGCCAGGUUCAUAGUGAAGCGUACUAACCACUGUGCCACUACUCCCCCCCCCCACCAUGGACGGUGAUGGGUAAUAAAGUAAUACAGACAUAAGUCUCUCCACGUGCAAAUACAAGAAACCCAUGAACCCACGUCUUAGCCUAUCGGCCUGUGGACAUUCUGGACCCAAUACUCUCAGUUUCUGAAGCGACCCUAAACAAUAAGCUAACCCGCUUUUUCCUGGCGGAGGGCAAACAAACAGAGACUCCCACAUUUGGGGCAAGUGCUGUCAGCGCAGCACCUGUGAAGGCCAACGUGGCAAUCCCCGGCGAAACUUCACGGCACUCGGAUUGUAAAUGUUGUGGGUUUUCCUUUCCGACACAGCCGGUGUGCUGAAGUAGAAACUGACACGUUUUGUUCACGUGACAAACUUCAUUCAUUGGCUUUGGCGAUUGGUGGUGGGGUAAUGACGCAUUUAUAUUUGCGCGCUCUAACCUAUGAAAAAAAACCCAUUAUGGAUGAUGUUGGUUCGCGAAAGCCUACGUGUUGAACGUCACGAGGAGUGGGUAGCACCACGCACGACCGCCUUUGUCUCCCCGCUGCUGAUGUCAACUGACCCUGCACAGGUACUCGCUUGAGGCCAAGCUGACCUUGAGGGAGGCCCAGGACUAGUUCAGAUAUUUCGUCGCCGAUGUUCUGUCCGUGGCUGUGAAUCGAACUCGGGCCGCCGGCUUCGUAGCGCGGUUCGCCCGCGGAGCGGCGCACGUCGCAACGUGACGGAAGUGAAACGCGUCGGAGCGCGCGGGGGGGGUAGCGCACAUCUUCUGUAAACCUACCCGGCAGUGCCACCACACGUCUACAGCGGAGAGACCGUCCCCCGAGUGGUCAGGCCCGACGUAUCUGUCCGUCUACGCGAGGUGCUAAACCUUUUUAUAUAUCCUUAAAAGAGCGUGGUUCGUCACGCGUCGAUGGUGAAACUGAAAGUUUUGUAACUCGCUAAAUGGAAUAUGCAAACGGUCGAUAACCUAAUUUUUAUUGACGUCCUAAUUACUUGCGUGCAUUCGACGGCGUGCCGGGUCUGAGACCAGCAGACCACUCUCCCCUGGGGAUGCGGUUGAAUCACGCGUGGCUUUAGAACCCGGACUCGAACCCACGAUCCCAGGCAGCGAUGCUGGCUCGGUGAUCUGGCAACGGCGAUUGUGAUCCCCCCCCCCCGCACGAUCUUGACAUGUCAAUCCAAACCCGCAGUGUUUCUCGAACUCCCGUCUCCACUACUAUUAAUAAUUUUAAUAAUGACAAUUGAAAAUGUUUGAUAUUUGCGACGCACUCAUAGCGCAAGGCUGCCACGAUGUUUCGGCUGCCUGUUGGGGGCGAUGUUGCCACGCGGUUUUUACCCGGUUGAGUAAUUUGCGAGAUUUAGUUUUCAAAGUUGCCGGGUUUCUAAACGUGACGCCAGCAUACCUUGACCUUCCCUUCUCGAAUAACGUCGCGGCGUUCUUUAACACGCGGCCAUUCCAGCUGGCCAUUGCAUUCGCAGGUAUUGACCAGGGUGGUCGCUGGGCUCGCGCCGCGAACCCUCUCAUACAAUUGCCCCGUUAACCAGGGGUGGGGAACGUUCGGCCCGCGGGCCGUAUGAGGCCCGCGAAAUCAUUUGGUGUGGCCCUGCCAAGGCAACCGCAGGCGGGACUCGAAAUUCAAUAAAUCUCGGAGCCAACCUGGAAAAGCAGUUGCGAGUAGCAGCAACAUCAUCAAUACCAGCUAACAUCACACGCCUCGCCAAAGAGAAGCAGUUCCAGCCAUCGCAUUAGGGGCGAGUUAAUUAAAUGUUUGACCGAAUAUAACGGGCUAAUUUUUAAGUUGAUAAUUUUGUAUGGCCCGCGAGUGAUGUUAUAAAUAUCCAAAUGGCCCUUGGCAAAAAAAAGGUUCCCCGCCCUUGCCGUAAACAUUUAAUUGGUCUACGGAUUGUUCUGCUACGCGCUGCACAUGCUCGGCAUUUGGUCACCGAGGAAAGCCAGCACACCGGUGGGACUGGAGUUUUGAGAGACGCCAGUCUGGAGCGAUGGCUCUGGUCUGCGUGCCUCCGCUAAGCUGGAGCGAAACUGUUGGGCAUUUGUUGAAACGGUUUGAGGGUUUUUUUGUAACGUGUUUUAGAAGGAUCAGAGGCAGGUUGUGAACACAUUAAACUGUAGACUUUUAAACGA